This is a messenger RNA of Penicillium brasilianum, 489 nucleotides long. Lineage: Eukaryota; Fungi; Ascomycota; Eurotiomycetes; Eurotiales; Aspergillaceae. The record is from the annotation of a GenBank genome assembly.
AUGAGAGCUACCCACGCACUCUUUGCCGCAGCUCUACCUAGCCUGUCGCAAGCCCUCCUGCUGACUGAUAAAUCAUAUACUCCUUGCCAUACCGCAAGUCAGGUGGAAUCUGUCAACAUCACACCUUGUGACGAAGAACCUUGCACCUUCACCAAGGGGACAACCGUACAUUUUAUCAUGGCUGGAACUAGCCAACAAGAGGUUGACGCCGUUAACCUCAAGAUGGAUGCUCAGUUGGGACAACAUAUUUUUGCUGGUCACUUUGGUCUAUCUGUGUUUCACCAAGACGCGACCACGUUUUCCAACCACCACUAUUUAACCUUCAUCACGCCACCUAAUUCGCUCUCAGAUCCUGGUGCUGGAGUUUGCAGUAUUAUAUUUGACUCAUUCUCACAUAGUUGCGAUACUCCUCAGUGGUGGUAUCUUUUGUCAGUAACUCUACAAGAUGAAGAUCAAACAAAGACUGUCAAGAUUUCAAUGGUCUCGUAA